UUGUUUUCAUUCCCCCUGUCACACGAGGCAGUGGCAGGCCCAAAGGGGAGGGGAGAAAGGGGCGGAAAGAGGGUGGAAAGUGAAAGGCGCAGAGGGCCUCUCUGUCUCCCGUCUGACUCGGUUCUCGACUGCUCCGGGCCGCCGAUGUAUUGUGGGAUCGCGGCGCUGUCCCUGAGACGCUGAUGUCCGCAGGGGAGCCCACUUGAGAGCGCCUCCUGUCGUCCGUAAGGCUGCCCUGCCAUCCCUCGGCACCCCAACUCCCCCCGCCCCCCCAUCGCCUCCUCCUCCAUCCUCCAGUUCAAAAUGGCGACGGCGGCGGCAGCGGCGGCGGCGAUGGCUCCUCCGGGCUGCCCGGGUUCGUGCCCCAACUUCGCCGUAGUCUGCUCCUUCCUGGAGCGCUACGGGCCGCUGCUAGACCUGCCUGAGUUGCCGUUCCCUGAGCUGGAGCGGGUGCUGCAGGCGCCGCCGCCGGACGUCGGCAACGGAGAAGUACCAAAAGAAUUGGUGGAGCUCCAUUUGAAGCUGAUGAGGAAGAUUGGCAAAUCUGUUACGGCAGACAGAUGGGAAAAAUACUUGAUCAAGAUAUGCCAAGAGUUUAACAGUACCUGGGCAUGGGAGAUGGAGAAGAAAGGCUAUCUUGAAAUGAGUGUUGAAUGCAAACUAGCACUCUUAAAGUACCUCUGCGAGUGUCAGUUUGAUGACAAUCUCAAAUUCAAGAAUAUUAUUAAUGAGGAGGAUGCUGAUACUAUGCGUCUCCAGCCAAUUGGGCGAGACAAAGAUGGCCUCAUGUACUGGUACCAAUUGGAUCAAGAUCACAAUGUCAGAAUGUACAUAGAAGAACAAGAUGAUCAAGAUGGCUCUUCAUGGAAAUGCAUUGUCAGAAAUCGAAACGAGUUGGCUGAGACUCUUGCACUCCUGAAAGCACAAAUUGAUCCUGUACUAUUGAAAAACUCUAGCCAACAAGACAACUCUUCUCGGGAAAGUCCCAGCUUAGAGGAUGAGGAGACUAAAAAAGAGGAAGAAACACCUAAACAAGAGGAACAGAAAGAAAGUGAAAAGAUGAAAGGUGAGGAGCAGCCUAUGGAUUUAGAAAACUGUUCUACAGCCAAUGUUCUAGAAGAGACAACUGUGAAAAAAGAAAAAGAAGAUGAAAAGGAACUUGUGAAACUGCCAGUGAUAGUGAAGCUAGAAAAACCUUUGCCAGAAAGUGAAGAAAAAAAGAUUAUCAAAGAAGAAAGUGAUUCCUUCAAGGAAAAUGUCAAACCCAUUAAAGUUGAGGUGAAGGAAUGUAGAGCAGAUCCUAAAGAUACCAAGAGUAGCAUGGAGAGGCCAGUGGCGCAGGAGCCUGAGAGGAUCGAAUUUGGUGGCAAUAUUAAAUCUUCUCACGAAAUUACUGAGAAAUCUACUGAAGAAACUGAGAAACUUAAAAAUGACCAGCAGGCCAAGAUACCACUAAAAAAACGAGAAAUUAAAUUGAGUGAUGAUUUUGACAGUCCAGUCAAAGGACCUUUGUGUAAAUCAGUUACUCCAACAAAAGAGUUUUUGAAAGAUGAAAUAAAACAAGAGGAAGAGACUUGUAAAAGGAUCUCUACAAUCACUGCUUUGAGUCAUGAAGGGAAACAACUGGUAAAUGGAGAAGUUAGUGAUGAAAGAGUAGCUCCAAAUUUUAAGACAGAACCAAUAGAGACAAAGUUUUAUGAGACAAAGGAAGAGAGCUAUAGCCCCUCUAAGGACAGAAAUAUCAUCAUGGAGGGAAAUGGAACAGAGUCCUUAAAUUCUGUCAUCACAAGUAUUAAAAUAGGUGAGCUUGAGAAAGAAACAGCCCCUUUGAGGAAAGAUGCAGAUAGUUCAGUAUCAGCCUCAGAGAUCCAUGGUCAAAAAACACAAAUAGAGGAAUCUGGUCCUCCAGUAUUGGAAUCUUCUCUUGAGUCUUCUGAGAUGGCAAAAGAUCUAUCUUUAAAAACUGCUUUAUCUACCACUGAGUUGUGUACCAUGAAAGUUGAAGAGAAGUCUCCCAAAACUAGGAAGGAUAAGCGCCCACCAAUCCUAGAAUGUCUUGAAAAGUUAGAGAAGUCCAAAAAGACUUUUCUUGAUAAGGAAACACAAAGAUUGAGCCCAAUACCGGAAGAAGUUCCAAAGAGUACUUUAGAGUCAGAAAAGCCUGGCUCUCCUGAGGCAGCUGAAACUUCUCCACCAUCUAAUAUGAUUGAUCACUGUGAGAAACUAGCUUCAGAAAAAGAAGUGGUGGAAUAUCAGAGUACAGAUUCUGUUGGUGAUCAGUCUGUGAAAAAAGGAGACCCAGAAAUCCUAAAAGAGGAUUCUGAGUUCACCAAGUUAGAAAUGGAUAAUCUGGACAAUGCCCAGACCUCUGGCGUAGAGGAGCCUUCUGAGACGAAGGGUUCUAUGCAAAAAAGCAAAUUCAAAUAUAAGUUGGUUCCUGAAGAAGAAACCACUGCCUCAGAAAAUACAGAGAUAACCUCUGAAAGGCAGAAAGAGGGCAUCAAAUUAACAAUCAGGAUAUCAAGUCGGAAAAAGAAGCCCGAUUCUCCCCCCAAAGUUCUAGAACCAGAAAACAAGCAAGAGAAGACGGAAAAGGAAGAGGAGAAAACAAAUGUGGGUCGUACUUUAAGAAGAUCUCCCAGAAUAUCUAGACCCACUGCAAAAGUGGCUGAGAUCAGAGAUCAGAAAGCUGAUAAAAAAAGAGGGGAAGGAGAAGAUGAAGUGGAAGAAGAGUCAACAGCUUUGCAAAAAACUGACAAAAAGGAAAUUUUGAAAAAAUCAGAGAAGGAUACAAAUUCUAAAGUAAGCAAGGUAAAACCCAAAGGCAAAGUUCGAUGGACUGGUUCUCGGACACGUGGCAGAUGGAAAUAUUCAAGCAAUGAUGAAAGUGAAGGAUCCGACAGUGAAAAAUCAUCUGCAGCUUCAGAAGAGGAAGAAGAAAAGGAAAGUGAAGAAGCCAUCCUAGCAGAUGAUGAUGAACCGUGCAAAAAAUGUGGCCUUCCAAAUCAUCCUGAGCUAAUUCUUCUGUGUGACUCUUGCGAUAGUGGAUACCACACUGCCUGCCUUCGCCCUCCUCUGAUGAUCAUCCCGGAUGGAGAAUGGUUCUGCCCCCCUUGCCAACAUAAACUGCUCUGUGAGAAAUUAGAGGAACAGUUGCAGGAUUUGGAUGUUGCCUUAAAGAAGAAAGAGCGUGCUGAACGAAGGAAAGAACGCUUGGUGUAUGUCGGUAUCAGUAUUGAAAACAUCAUUCCUCCACAAGAGCCAGACUUUUCUGAAGAUCAAGAAGAAAAGAAAAAAGAUUCAAAAAAAUCCAAAGUAAACUUGCUUGAAAGGAGGUCAACAAGAACAAGAAAAUGUAUAAGUUACAGAUUUGAUGAGUUUGAUGAAGCAAUUGAUGAAGCUAUUGAAGAUGAUAUCAAAGAGGCUGAUGGAGGAGGAGUUGGCCGAGGAAAAGAUAUUUCCACCAUCACAGGUCAUCGUGGGAAAGACAUCUCUACUAUUUUGGAUGAAGAAAGAAAAGAAAAUAAACGACCGCAGAGGGCAGCUGCUGCUCGAAGGAAGAAACGCCGGCGAUUAAACGAUCUGGACAGUGAUAGCAACCUGGAUGAAGAAGAGAGCGAGGAUGAAUUCAAGAUCAGUGACGGAUCUCAAGAUGAGUUUGUUGUAUCUGAUGAAAACCCAGAUGAAAGUGAAGAAGAUCCACCAUCUAACGAUGACAGUGACACUGACUUUUGUAGCCGUAGACUGAGGCGACAUCCCUCUCGGCCAAUGAGGCAGAGCAGGCGUUUGCGAAGAAAGACCCCAAAGAAAAAGUAUUCUGAUGAUGAUGAAGAAGAGGAAUCUGAGGAGAAUAGUAGAGACUCUGAAAGUGACUUCAGUGAUGAUUUUAGUGAUGAUUUUGUAGAAACUCGGCGAAGGCGGUCAAGGAGAAAUCAGAAAAGACAAAUUAACUACAAAGAAGACUCAGAAAGUGAUGGUUCCCAGAAGAGUCUGCGACGUGGUAAAGAAAUAAGGCGAGUCCACAAACGAAGACUUUCCAGCUCAGAUAGUGAAGAGAGCUAUUUGUCCAAGAACUCUGAAGAUGAUGAGCUAGCUAAAGAAUCAAAGCAGUCAGUUCGAAAGCGGGGCCGAAGCACAGAUGAAUAUUCAGAAGCAGAUGGGGAGGAGGAAGAGGAAGGCAAACCAUCCCGAAAACGGCUACACCGUAUUGAGACGGAUGAGGAGAGUUGUGACAAUGCUCAUGGAGAUGUAAAUCAACCUGCCCAUGACAGCCAGCCCAGGGUCCUGCCCUCAGAACAAGAGAGCACCAAGAAGCCCUACCGGAUAGAAAGUGAUGAGGAAGAGGACUUUGAAAAUGUGGGCAAAGUGGGGAGCCCAUUGGACUAUAGCUUAGUGGACUUACCUUCAACCAAUGGACAGAGUCCUGGCAAAGCCAUUGAGAACUUGAUUGGCAAGCCUACUGAGAAGUCUCAGACCCCCAAGGACAGCAGCACAGCCAGUGCAAGCCUAGCCUCCAAUGGGACAAGUGGUGGGCAGGAGGCAGGAGCACCAGAAGAGGAGGAAGAUGAGCUUUUGAGAGUGACUGACCUUGUUGAUUAUGUCUGUAACAGUGAACAGUUAUAAGACUUUUUUUCCAUUUUUGUGCUAAUUUAUUCCACGGUAGCUCUCACACCAGCGGGCCAGUUAUUAAAAGCUGUUUAAUUUUUCCUAGAAAACUCCACUACAGAAUGACUUUUUAGAAGAAAACUUUCAACAAAUCCUGAAGUCUUUCUGUGAAGUGACCAGUUUUGAACUUUGAAGAUAAAUAAUUGCUGUAAAUUCCUUUUGAUUUUCUUUUUCCAGGUUCAUGGUCCUUGGUAAUUUCAUUCAUGGAAAAAAAUCUUAUUAUAAUAACAACAAAGAUUUGUAUAUUUUUGACUUUAUAUUUCCUGAGCUCUCCUGACUUUGUGAAAAAGGGUGGAUGAGAAUGCAUUCCAAAUCUGUGAGGGCCCAAAACAGAAUUUAGGGGUGGGAGAAAGCACUUGUGCUUUAGCUUUUUCGUAUUAAAUAUAUAUUAUAUUUAAACAUUCAUGGCAUAGAUGAUGAUUAGCAGACAGUUUAAAAGUUCAAGUCUGUACUGUUACAGUUUGAGAAUUAUAGAUAACAUCAUACAUAAGUCAUUUAGUAACAGCCUUUGUGAAAGCAACUUGUUUACUCUUGGAGAUAACCACACUUAAUAAAGAAGAGACGGUGAAAGUACCAUCAUAAUUAACCUAAAUUUCUGUUAUAGCGGAGUUUGUUUAAAAAAAAAAAUAAAAUCAUCUGAAAAGUAUUUGUAUAGUAAAAUGUAUAAUGAAGCUUUGCCAUCCAGACUGUGCUAGCAAAAGAUUUUUUAAAAUACCUUUAUGCAGUGGUAACAAGGUGGCCUCAAAUAUAUUAUGUCUGAUGGAGAGUUAUUAGUGAAAUGAAUGUGGUCUUAGGCCUGAGUGGACUGUAAACUUUGCCAAUAGUGUAACUAUUGUCUUCUGGCCACUUGAUGUUUAAAUAUCUGAUCAUUUUGAAAAAAAUACAUCUAUAUAUAACAUACAUGAAGAGAUGCUAAGCUGACAGUGAUAUUUUAGCACAUUUGAAGACUGGGAAGAGAUUUUCAGGUGAAUUUUAACUGGUCUGUUCUUGCCCUUAGUAUCUACUUCAAAUUGAAGUCUACAAACAAAGCAGUUCCUUUGGGAGGUUUUUAGUUUGAGUUUAGCGCGCGCGUAUGUGUGUGUGUGCGCGUGUGUGUGCGCGUGUGUGUGUGCGUGUGUGUUGGAAUUUCCUAUCUGCCUGGAUAUAUUAAUAGAGUUUGAAUGUAGUUUUGGCCUUUGGCCAUUAGACUUCUAUUAAAAUUCGUUAAUAGUCAUACAACCAACAUAGAGUUGAAUGAGAACUGCCAAUGUAAUUGAUAGGCAUGACAUCCAUUUCAAACAUCUCAACACUUCAAAGAAAGAUAAGCCCUUUGUUUCAGGAAAAAGGGGUUUGUAACUAACUAAAUACCUAACAUGUAAUUGACACUAAAAUAUGAACUUUGUCUUACUUAGUUUCUGUUAUAGCUGUAAAAUUUCAGGCAGAGCCAUAACAUUGUACAGAGUGUAGCACUUGUGAUUAAACCUAGCCUGUUAAAUUCUGAAACCUUCAACCAUUAUUUCUGUGAAUACUUUUGCCCUGGGAUUUGGGUUUUUCUGUUCCAGUGUUGUGUCUGUUGCCGGCAACGGACACGCCAUAUCUGCUGCUGGCCCAAGGAACGUCAUUAAUUUUUCUUUACAAAUUAAGUAUUAUGUGCUAGUCAGUGUAUAUAGUAAAGCACUUCUCUUUUUUAUUACUAAAAAGCUGGCAUUAGAUUUGCAUUAUAAAUACCUCUCUAGGAACUUUAUACUCCUCCUUUUUCCUUCUUCAACAGGUAUUGCCCUUAAAUCUUAUCUGUUGGCCUUGAAAGUUUAUAGCUAUUGUUUUUCAGUUGUUGGUUGUUUUGUUUCACUUUAGUUCCGUAGUACCUGCCCAUUAAUAUUUUUGCUUUAAUUCUAGCAAUGUGUAUGUAUCUGUAAAAAAAAUAAAAUAAUGAAAGCAGCCUAAAAAUAGGAUGCACCAAUAGCAUGUGGUUCCAAGUAAAUUGUGAAUUUUAUUUUGAGAAGUAUUCCACUGGAAGGGAGGGAAAGGCUUACAUUCACAGACAGUAAAGCAGGGCUGUGGAAGGAGCUGCAUUCACUUCCAGUUGCCUUUCCAGCUAGGUUUGUUUUAUUUAUUUGCAAGUCAGCUAAGAAUCUUUUAAACUAAAACAGGCAAGCAAUAGAAAGAUUUCUACUAGUGCAAGGUAAGUGGUUUAAAUGUACAGGUGGCCUUUCCUGCCACCUAGACUCGCUCUACCGUUUUAAUCCUGCAGCUGGGUAAAGCCACUGUUGUGUAGAAACUCUCCUGUGUGCCCUGUCUCUACCUCUGGACACACCAGCUCCUUUUUCCACCUAUUAGUUAUAUUCCUGACUUAAGCCAAGUGAUGAGAAGUAGUAUUAAAUGGGUAGAUAAUUAAUUUUAACAGAUGCAUAAUGUGAAAUAAGGCAUUCUUUCUACCCUUCUGCUACAGAAAGUCUAAGGUAAUUUUUACCUUCGCAAAGACUCAGUAUUCCAAUUAUCAAAUGUCCCACUGACAUGGGUUUGGAGACCACUUGUGCUGCCUGAUAUUUACCAAACUUGAAUAAGUGUUUGUUAACUUGAUAGUGAAUGUAUGCCUUCUCACCUUAUAGUUUGAUUAAAUCAAUUAGCUAUAGCUCAUCUACCAAGAAUGUAAUCCAAGUGGUUGAUAAAUACAAAUUAUGCAGAUUAACUGAUUAUUGGUGAUUAAACUUUGAGCAGUUCAAAAACAGUUCUGCUGCUUGGAGUUUGGAUUCAGUCCCUCAAAGAGUUUGUGUUCACUGAAGUACACUCAGAAGGUACUCUGAAGAAGUUUAAAAAAAAAAUUUAGGGAACGAAAUUUUCUGUAUACCAAGACAAUACAGUCACUAGGAACUGCAGAAAGUAUAGAUCUAGAGUUUAGACAGUCUUGGAUCUUCAGUUAGAGCACUAACCAUGGAUUUAGAUACACAAUAGCUGCUAUAUAGUAGAGCCCUUUAAUAAUUUAAACCACCUUUUUCGAAAUACAUGUUGGACUCCCAAUGUCAAAUACUAGUUGGACUCUAGAGCAAAUACAUUAAGGGGAGAUAUAGAUGAAUAUUCAGUAUAUUUAGUUUGUGAUUUCUGUAAAGGUUUGAAAACUAGUCAGUUUUUCACAAAGCAGAAGCUUUGAACCGAAAUACAUGUGAAAAGGACUCAGACUAAAAAACAUUUUGGUUUUGUGCAUCAGUGCUGAUGAAAUAGUGUUUAGUGUAAAAAAUUUUUCCAUUAUUGGCACAUUACUGCAAAAUGAUGGAAAGAUUUUCAAGAAUGUACAUUAAGUUGUAUUUCCUCAACAUCCUUUUUUCAGUGGGUCAAUGUCACAGAUUCAGAGGACAAAGGGGAGUUUCAUUUAGAAUAAAUUUGUGUCUACUGGUAAUCUAUGUAAAAGGAAUCUGCCAAAGAACCAAAAACUUUGAAAACUAAUGAAGCUUUUGAAAAAUAAUUUUUAAACGAAUUAAUUUUAAAAGGGUAUUACACAUACCGUUUUUACUUUUUGGUUGAUGAAACCCAUCCCAUAAUAUACAUUUGAGCAAAGUACAUAUAUUAAGAAAAAUAUGGACAUUUACUUGUUUAAGUUAACCAUCAAAAUGAUGAGGAAAUUUUAGCUGUUUUUAAGUGGGAUUGAGGCAGUGUCCUUGGUCGCAAGGAAUGCUUUGUUAGCUUGUUUGUGGGCUUGAGAGAUGUUAACCAUUUUUGAUAGUUUGUUCCACCACACAACUGUAAAGAACCUAAUGAAUCGACAAGUUUAAUAUUCAGAAAAAGUUACGAGCUCCACUCUUCACCAACACAGUGGAACAGAUCCAUUAUUCAAGGUGAUGCCUCACAGCUAUAGAACAACUACUCAGAGACCCAGAUUUAAAUGGUACAUGUGUAUAUGUGUGUGUGCGCACACACUUCAGAUAAGUACCCAAAUAAAUAAAAUUAAUUCAUCAUAAACUACUGAAAGAAAUAAGAUGGCUGCAUUGCAACUGAUAGAAAUAUUAUGAGCAUCAUUUAAUUACAGGAAAUCUAGAUAAGUUUCUCCUGUUGUUUGACAUUCUCAAAAUAUAUUCCUGGUUCUCCAAGAAGCAGAGAAUGCCAAUACUGCGCAUCUGCUGUAAUAUACCUAGUCCUCUUCUGCUUAGUGAUCCGUUAUUGAAUCUUCUUAGAUUAAAAUCCAUUCCUAUUUUAUCUACCUUUCUCAAAAUGUGUACCUGUAAGCCUACCUUGGCAGUGGUGAGCUGAUUUUUUGUGUCGUUUUUAUACCAAUCCUGAAGGUCAAAGUCUUUUGCUAUCAAUGUAUUUAAACUGAGUUGCUAUAUGUUCACUUAAUUUGUUUUUAAAGUAUUUUGCUCCAACUUAAAUUAUCUUUUAACAUCUUUUGAGUGCCAAGAAUUGCUAAGACUUGAAGACAGUAAUUUCAAGUAAGCAAGCAGUCAUAAGCCAAAUAUAGUGAGCUUAGUAUGUAACCACUUUAUACACUCACCACUUUUUGUAUUCAUUCAAAUCGUCCUGGAAGUUGGUUAGAAUAGGAUCCCAUUUGUGGAAUUUUUUCCCUCCUUUUGGACAUGUGAGCACAAUUUUUUUUUUUUUUUUUCAUUUUGUAUUUAUACCACUUUGGAAAAUUCAGUAAGCCCAAUUCUGGCACAUUGUUGUGGUUUCAGUUAAUUAAGAUGUUUUUAUUUUAAUAACUUUAAAAUAUGACUAUCCUAUACAUAAGCUAUAUGAGAGGCCAUAACAAUAGGUGAGUAGAAAUUUAUUAAACUUCUUGGCUAUUUAGAAUGAGAAAAAACAUUUUUAAAAGAAUUUUUUUUCCCCAAACCAGUACAAGCUAGAAAGUGUGCUAAGGACUGAAUACUUGCCUUGUGCUUUUUGCCACUGGAUGAUGUAAGUUGAGAAUGGAAUUUUUAAUCUUAACUAUAUAUUUUCUUGACUUUCAUCAGUUUCUAAAGAAAUCUAAUGUAAGUGUUUUGGGAUUUUGUUUGAUCUGUAUUUAUUGAGUUCUGGUCAUAGACCAGCAGCUUGCACAUCAUGCUUAUGAACAGCCAGAACACAGUUAUUGGGAACUUCAUGGCUCAAAAGCUUCUGAAUCAUUUAACUUAUUUUGUAUGUUGCAAAAAGAAAAGUUUAUUUUGAUUGAGAGUCACCAUUUUUUUUAAUAACUGUACAGCUUUUAAGGGAUGGGAGGUGGGAAAAUGCCCUAAAAUAGGAUGUAGAUUUUUUACAAUUGUGUUUAUGCUAGAUCAUCUACACGUGCAUUAUGUAAUUAAACCUAAAAUUGUUUAAAAAGUUGUGCCAUGUCUUUUUCAUUCUCCUGCCCUUGAAUUGGUGCAUGUCAACUGCUAUGUGGACAAACCUUGAAAUUAGACUAACAAGCCCUGUCUCCAAAGCUUUAAGGUCACUGCAUGAAAAUUUCACACACACACAAACAUGCACAUGCACAUACGUACAUAUAUACACACGGAUUACUUUAUCUUAGUAAAUGGAUUUUCAGGAUCAGAACAGCUACAAUCCCCAAAUUUGGCUGUUAACAGCAUAUUCUUAAUAGUGCAUGAUUUUUGUGAUGCCUAACUAGGGUAUUCUCAAUGUUAGUCUGGUGUUUUAUUCUCUUUCAAAGCAGCUUCUUGAUGAUGGUAUCUGUUGUAGUUUGCCCAAACCUGCCAUGAAGUUUUGUAUGCACUUUGAAAGAGCAUGUCCUAUGCUAAGAUGGGGUUGGAGCAGGGCUUGAUUUUAAUCUAUUCAUAUAAAAGAAGGAAAAAAACUAGGAUUGCUCUAUUCGGUUAUUCAGUGGAUUUAAUUCCAUAGGAAUAGUUGUCUGUUGAAGUGAGGCAGCAAGGGAAGUCAAAUUCAAAUUUCAGUAUCCUCCUUAUUUGAUAGGUAUUUUGAAAUCUUGUAGGACUUCUGAUUCUAGCAGUCUUUUACAUGGCACAUUUCACCAUGGUAUGUUGACAGCUUUGUUUAAUGCCAGUACGUUUCCCAUCUGAUAAUUUUGCCAUUAAUUUAUCACCUUUGUAAUACAAGUGUGUUCUUGAAUUAUAUUCAUCUGAGUGUUUCAUAAUUUCUAUCAAAGCUAUAUUCAUGUGUUGCCAGCACCCGUUUUUUGCUAUCCUCAUUCAGAAGGGAAGCCUGGGGAUCAUGAGUUUCCAUGUGAAGAAUACAAAUUUCAGAUAAGAAUUUGUAAGUGGUAUAUUUUAGAAUUUUGUUUUGAUUUAAAGUAAUAGCUGGAAAUCAGGAACUGUUUGAUCAGAAUGCCUCUUGAAUUUUCCAACAUGCUUAUACGAAAUGCUUUAUUUUCCUAUGCAUUAAAAAAAAAAAUAGUAUUCCUGGAAUAGGUUCUCAGAAUGCUUUAUUUGGUUUCUAGGAGAUGAGAUUUAAAGCAGAAGCUCCAAGGUUAGCAUAAAACUAACUCUUGAGAUAAUCAGGACCAUGCUGUUAGUUAAAUAGAAGCUGGAGUGCUAUCUGUCACAUAAGGUACUGCAUGUGUGUGGGGGUGGGGGGGCAGGGAAGAUCAGAAAACUGGAAAUGUAAUUCUGAUAACAAAGUAAAUUGUGCAUAAGAAGUAUGAGAAUUCUUGGUAGCUUAAAGCUUCAGGGGUUAACUUCAGUGUAUGAACACCUAGUGUGUUAGAAUUGCAGUGCAUAGUUGUUUAAAUACAAUAUUCCUUGUAAGUGACAACCCAAAUAUGUUGUGGCUGGUGCCAAUAUUUUUGUUAAUGAAAUGUUCAGUGUCUCACUACAGUCUGAUCAGAACUCUUGGUGUUAUAAGCCAGGCCUAAAGCCAUUUUAUAGCUAUUGGCCUAAUCGUGUAACUUUUUCUUUCAAAAUGUUUUAUUAUAAUACUUCUGUCAUUUAUUUCACUUAAUAUGUCAAUUGUCAUAAUAAAAAUUUAAAUUUGAAUUAUUUA
Saimiri boliviensis boliviensis (Bolivian squirrel monkey) is the source of this 11544-nucleotide messenger RNA. It is a transcript of the gene RSF1, whose product is annotated as remodeling and spacing factor 1. Lineage: Eukaryota; Metazoa; Chordata; Mammalia; Primates; Cebidae. Gene Ontology annotation, cellular component: RSF complex. Gene Ontology annotation, biological process: negative regulation of DNA-templated transcription. Gene Ontology annotation, molecular function: histone binding. The record is from RefSeq and is a predicted model, not a curated record.